Neltuma alba is the source of this 384-nucleotide messenger RNA. Its product is annotated as SPX domain-containing protein 5-like. Gene Ontology annotation, biological process: cellular response to phosphate starvation. The transcript has a single exon. NCBI's taxonomy places the organism in Eukaryota, Viridiplantae, Streptophyta, Magnoliopsida, Fabales, Fabaceae. The record is from RefSeq and is a predicted model, not a curated record. The annotation marks the transcript as partial.
AUACUGAAGAAAUAUGACAAGAGGACUGGGGGGUUGCUGAGGCCACCAUUCAUACAGAAAGAAUUGGAGCAACCCUAUUACGCCACGGAUCAAAUCUCAAAACCGGUGAAGAAAUGCGAGGGAAUGAUGGACGUGGUGUUCCCGGCGGUAGAGGAAGAACUAGCGGAGAGAGCCAUGGAAGCGAGAGACGCUAUUACGUUGGCCGGAGAAGGCAUCUUCAGGAACACUGUGGCGGCUCUUCUGACCAUCCAGGAGAUCAGAGCAGGAAGCUCCACUCAGAGUGCCUUCUCUUUGCCUCCUCUGAACAUGCCUGAUUCUCUCCUCAUUCAGGCCAUUCAGCAAAUUCCAUCAUCCCCACCAAUUGAUACCAUACAUAGAAUGUAG